UGUGCCCAAUAAGUAAAAAGAAGAAUGAAAAAUAUUUAUUUUUCUGAAUAAACCUGAAAAAUAAAAAAUAUUUGUAAUACUUACACUGUAUGAUAUAUUUUGUGCAUGUCACAGUUACAUCGUUUGUCAAUGUCACACAUGGAGCUAUAAGAUAUUAUGAACUUUAAGGAAGAGGUCAUCGAAUUGGAGAACAACCCAAUGGGUAUAUACAAGAAAGUCCACAUCAAACAGGAGCCAGUUGAUUUAGCGAAUGAAGAACAAACCGCUAAGGUGGAUUUGUAUGCAAACCAUGAAAUCAAGGAAGAAAUGGUCAUAGGCCCAGUGGUGUUGCAGCUUCCUAAUGUAGCUCAAGCAACAUGUGGGCAAAGCACAUUAAGUAAGUUGAAUGAUGAUGCUCAACUGUACAAGUGUGAUGUCUGCAAUAAAGGGUUUACAAACAAACUUAAGCUUAGGUGUCAUAAAACAAUUCACACUGUAAAGAAACAAUACAAUUGUGAAUUUUGUAACAAAUCUUUUACUAGUAAAGCAAAUUGCAAUAGACAUUUAAUAUCUCAUACUGGAGACAGACCACACAAGUGUGAUAUUUGCAGUAAAUGUUUUAUGAGGAGACACGAACUUAAAUGUCAUAAAAUGACUCAUACUGGAGAGAGACCACACAAGUGUGAUAUUUGCAAUAAAGGUUUUGUAACAAUACAUGAACUGAAGCGUCAUAAAAUGAUUCAUACUGGAGAGAAACCUUACAAGUGUAAUAUAUGCAACAAAGGUUUUAUAAAGAAAUAUGAACUCAAUAUGCAUAAAAUGAGACAUUCUAAUAUGCAACCAUACCAGUGUAACAUUUGCAAUAAAGGUUUUAUUAAAACGCAUGACCUUAAGCGUCAUAUAAUGAUUCAUACUGGAGAGAAACCAUACAUGUGUAAUGUUUGCAAUAAAGGCUUUAUAAAAAAAUAUUCACUCAACCAGCAUGAAAUGAGUCAUUCUGAGGAGAAGCCAUACAAUUGUGAACACUGUAACAAAUCUUUUAUCUGUAAAAAAUAUUAUUACAAUCAUUUAAAGACUCGUACUGGUGAUAAACCAUUCAAGUGUGAUAUUUGCACCAAAUGUUUUAUAAGAAAAUGUCAACUUAGGUGUCACAUAAAAACUCACACUGGUGAGUAGAAGAAUACAAGUAAUAUAUGCAAUAAAGGUUUGUAAUAAAACACAUGACUGCAAGGUCAUGAAAUGAUUCACACUGGAAAU
Messenger RNA from Hyposmocoma kahamanoa, 1236 nucleotides. RefSeq names its product gastrula zinc finger protein xLCGF3.1-like. The coding region runs from base 157 to 1155 and encodes 332 amino acids. The record is from RefSeq and is a predicted model, not a curated record. Gene Ontology annotation, biological process: regulation of transcription by RNA polymerase II. NCBI's taxonomy places the organism in Eukaryota, Metazoa, Arthropoda, Insecta, Lepidoptera, Cosmopterigidae. Gene Ontology annotation, molecular function: RNA polymerase II cis-regulatory region sequence-specific DNA binding; DNA-binding transcription activator activity, RNA polymerase II-specific. The transcript is spliced from 2 exons. Gene Ontology annotation, cellular component: nucleus.